This is a messenger RNA of Carassius auratus (goldfish), 4980 nucleotides long. RefSeq names its product tyrosine-protein phosphatase non-receptor type 4-like. The record is from RefSeq and is a predicted model, not a curated record. Gene Ontology annotation, molecular function: cytoskeletal protein binding; protein tyrosine phosphatase activity. Gene Ontology annotation, biological process: protein dephosphorylation. Gene Ontology annotation, cellular component: cytoplasmic side of plasma membrane; cytoskeleton; cytoplasm. The coding region runs from base 565 to 3387 and encodes 940 amino acids. The transcript has 28 exons. NCBI's taxonomy places the organism in Eukaryota, Metazoa, Chordata, Actinopteri, Cypriniformes, Cyprinidae.
UGUGACUCCACCCCCGGCCGCUGGUGGCGCUGCGGAGAGAUGUCUCGCUCUGUUACAAUGUAACACUCAGCACUGCUGCUGCGUCUGUGGCUUAUCCAAUGUAACAGCACCGUGAACAGAGACACAGCUUAAGAAGUGACUGGACCCGAUGUGCCGACCUCCAGAGUGGGAAAUGUGUUUUUAUUCUCCUGCGAGAUCCCUUCCACUGCCCUAGAAGUCCCGUUGACUGGACUGUAAAGUGUCUUCGCCCACUGGCUUUACAGGACUGGGCUUGUGUGGAUUAUUGGAAGCGGAGGCCCCGUUGAGUUGGAUGUGUGUGCUGGGCUGGAGUGGGUCAGUCAGUAUGAGGCUACCGCUGCCGCUCUGAGCGGGCUCUCUGCUCCUUGCCUUGGGACUCUUACGAAAUAACAUUUACUUAUAAAACUGGAAACCCCUGGAGCAGUUUAUGACGGGUUUUUUCACGGUGAGACUAGACAUGUGACUCCAUCAUUGCGACGUCAUAUUGACAGGUGAAAACCAGUUCUUCAGAAUUCCUCCGUCAUUCUGGCACGGGUGCAUGGGUGGAUGGAUGUAGACUCUGGUUGGACCGUAAUGACCGCACGCUUCCGGUUGCCUGCAGGCAGAUCCUACAAUGUCCGGGCGACGGAGCUGGCACGCGACAGGCAGCGCACCGAGGUGGUCUGCAACAUUCGUCUUUUGGACAACACUAUCCAGCCUUUUAAAGUCAAUAAGCACGAUCAAGGACAGAUCCUACUGGACGCUGUCUUUAAGCACCUGGAGCUGACCGAGAGAGACUAUUUUGGGUUGCACCUGGCUGACGACGACUCUGAUAGCCCGAGGUGGCUGGAUCCAAAUAAACCCAUAAGAAAGCAAUUAAAAAGGGGCUCUCCACAUCAUCUGAACUUCCGGGUGAAAUUUUUUGUGAGUGACCCCAACAAACUUCAGGAAGAAUACACAAGGUACCAGUAUUUUCUACAGAUUAAGAAGGAUAUACUCAGUGGAAGACUGCCUUGUCCACACAAUACUGCCGCACUCCUGGCAUCGUAUGCUGUUCAGUCUGAGCUGGGUGAUUACAGUGAGGCUGAGAAUUUGACAGAAAACCUGUCUGAGUUCUGCUUCAUCCCCAACCAGCCUCAGGGCUUUGAAAAAGAGGUCACCAAACAUCACCAGCAACAUGGUGGACUUACCCCAGCACAGUCCGAAUUCAAUUACCUGGACACGGCACGUACGUUGGAACUUUAUGGAGUGGAACUGCACUAUGCAAGGGAUCAAAGCAACACAGAGAUUUUCAUAGGCGUGAUGUCAGCUGGCAUUGGCAUUUACAAGAACAGGGUACGAAUCAACUACUUUCCAUGGUUGAAGAUUGUAAAACUGUCUUUUAAAUGCAAACAGUUUUUCAUCCAGCUGAGAAAAGAGGGGCACGAGACAAGAGAUACAUUGGUCGGCUUCAACAUGGUGAACUACAGGGCCUGUAAGAACCUCUGGAAGGCCUGUGUUGAACACCACACCUUCUUUCGGCUAGAUCGGCCCGUUCCUCUGCAGAAGAACUUCUUUGCACAUUACUUCAGUUUGGGCUCCAGGUUCCGAUACUGUGGGAGGACAGAAGCACAAUCUGUUCAGUAUGGCAAGGAGAAGGCAAUCAAGGACAGAGUGUUUGCAAGAUCUCCCAGCAAACCCCUGGGCAGAAAGUUGAUGGGUACGACAGACUGGGAAUCGGUGAGCAGGAACUCACUGUCUGAAGAGAGGCUGGAGACCCGUAGCCUGCCCACCCGCUCGCCCCCUGGAACGCCCAACCACAGGAACUCCUUAUUUGUGCAAGAAGGUCCUCGGCUACGGCCCUCUUCCAUGGGUCACCUGGUGGACCAUGUCAUCCAAGCCUCCCCCAGCCUUCCUAUUUUCUCCAAUCACAAAUCAGCUUCCUCUACACAAGCAAACAGCAUCAGCCUGGAGUCUACACCGUCUCCGGAAGGAGUUGAAGGUCCGCCCCCUGCCCUCCCACCCAAACAGUCCAGGAAGAAUCUGAGCCAGCUUAUACUGUCCCACUCCCAACAGGACUUGGACAACAACCACAUCAAUCAAAUGUACACUAUCCCCAUAUCAACAGACAAGGUGAAGCCAAACGGAGUAAUUCCACAUGACAAUCUUGUCCUGAUCAAGAUGAAACCGGAUGAGAAUGGGAGAUUUGGGUUUAAUGUGAAGGGCGGCUCUGAUCAGAAGAUGCCCAUUAUCGUGUCUCGAGUAGCGCCUGGAACAUCAGCUGAUUUGUGUGUGCCUCGUCUGAAUGAAGGCGAUCAGGUUGUGCUGAUCAAUGGUCGACAUAUUGCAGACCACACGCAUGAUCAGGUGGUCAUGUUCAUCAAGGCCAGCUGUGAGAGCCACUUGGGGGAGCUCAUCCUGUUGGUGCGACCCAAUGCUAUCUACGAUGUAGUUGAGGAGAAAUUGGAGACAGAGCCGGAUUUUCAGUACAUCCCAGAGAAAUCUCCCACAGACCCCUCACAGCUGGACCAGGACGCCUGGAGGGACUCAAUGCUGCAGUUAAAGGAGGGCCUCAAAAGUGCUACUAUGCUUGCCCAGUUUGAUCAACUGUAUCGGAAAAGGCCUGGAAUGACAAUGUCAUGUGCCAAAUUACCUCAGAAUCUUUCCAAAAACCGCUACAGAGACAUCUCACCUUAUGAUGCCACUAGGGUCCUCUUGAAAGGCACAGAUGACUACAUCAAUGCAAAUUACAUCAAUAUGGAAAUUCCUGCCUCCAGACUCAUAAACCGCUAUAUCGCCUGCCAGGGGCCACUACCCAACACGUGCCCGGAUUUCUGGCAGAUGACGUGGGAGCAGGGCUCCUCUUUGGUAGUCAUGCUUACUACUCAGGUCGAGAAAGGACGUGUGAAGUGCCAUCAGUACUGGCCGAACCCCUCAGGUAGCGCCACAUACGGCAACUUUCAGGUUUCCUGUCAGACUGAGGAAGGAAACUCUGCUUUCUUGGUUAGGGAUAUGACUCUGACUCACAUUGAGAGUGGGGAAAGCAGGGAAAUGACCCAAAUCCAAUACCUGGCGUGGCCUGAUCAUGGUGUACCGGAUGACUCAACGGACUUCUUAGAUUUCGUGUUUUUGGUCCGAAGUAAACGAGCUGGGAAGGAUGAGCCUGUUGUGGUCCAUUGCAGCGCUGGGAUUGGCCGGACAGGAGUUCUCAUCACCAUGGAGACAGCAAUGUGUCUGAUGGAGUGUGGCCAGCCGGUGUAUCCAUUAGAAAUUGUGAGAACUAUGCGGGAUCAGAGGGCCAUGAUGAUUCAGACUCCUAGCCAGUUCAAGUUUGUGUGUGAGGCCAUACUGAAGGUUUAUGAGGAGGGCCUGGUGAAACCGCUCAAGUCCACGCUGUACGAAUCCAACUAACGAAAUGCCAGCUUUUCCCGAAAAUGAUACUGAAAUUCACUGACAGGAUCUUCUUCACAUGAUGACAUCACAGCUCUGUGAUGAAGUAUCCCUCGCCAGGAACACAGCUCAUAAACCAAGCACUGCUGCACUUUACAAUGGCAAAGAGACUUUAUGCCAGGCUUCAACGAGGAGAGUAACAGCAACAAAUAAUCUAACAAAGGUGAAUGAGGUACUUGUAGGAACUUUGAGUGUUCAGGGUUUUAACAGAUAUAUAUGUUAAUAAUGACUAUAGUGGAGAUUGCUGGUGCCAUAUGUGUGUAAGGGCAGGCCCGUGAAUGAAUGACUGUUUUUAUAUGUGGUCACCUAUUAUUUUGAGACAAACAACACCUACAAAACAAUUUACAUCCAGGCCUGUGCUGCAGAUGAACAUUUGUAUUUUUAUUAGAAAUAUUUAUUGUAUUAAUUUCAAUAUUGAGCCCUGCAUAAAAAACUACUUACAAAAAAAAAAAAAAAAGAAGGUUUUCUUAAGACAAUUAUCAUUUUUCCUGUUUGUUUGUUCUCCCUUUUUGGGGCAGAUUGAAAAUUUGUUUUAUUUAUUUUUCCUGAAAUUCAUUUUCCUGAAAUGCUGUCAACAAGGACUUUAAAGCACUUUGCAUUACAGCUGUGAUGCAAAAUAUCAGUUUGGUCUCAAGCAGAAGUUAAACGAAUACAAGAAUGAAAAUAUUGUGAUUAUUUACUCACCCUUGUGUCUUUCCGAACCCAUAUGAUGCUCUUGGAGACGGAGUGCAAAAAAUGUUUAGAAAAAUGUUGUGCUGCUCUUUUCCAUACAGCGAAAGCCUACAAGAUAAUUAUAUUCCAAAUCGUCUGAAGCCCAACAAUUGCUUUGUGUGAGGAAAAGACUGAAAUGUAACUUUAAUUACUAAAAAUAUUCCACCCAGGUAUUAGUUCAUCAGCUUGACACAAUUACUUAUGAACCAGUAUGUUUGUAGAAUAAUAAAUUCAGGGCCACCAACCCACAGAAAUUAACAUAUAGAACAAUCAAAUUAUAAAAAGACUGCCAUGAAGAAAUUGGAUCUGUCCAGAGGCAAACAUUCCCCGAAAGAAUCAACUUCUUACCAUUUUAAAAUCAGAUAUUCGAUUAAAGGUUUAGUAUCCCCUGUAGGUAAAGCAAUUUAAAUAAGUUAAGUAUGGCAAACAAGAACUGCUUUUUGUGUUGUUCAAUCUAAAUGUUACACACCAUUGUGUGUCAAAUGCAGUACCGUGUUGGAGGAUCAAACUGGAGUUAGUUUAUGGUUGACCAGUUAAGUUCUUGUAGCAGACUGUGCCUGCAGAAUAUCCAGCACGCUGUGAGUGUGUCCAGUACGUGUGUUGUUGUGUUAUCACUGUAUGUUUCUGAUGUCUGUAUGUGCAAAUGUGUUUUAUAGUACUGUUAGUGUGAAUGUGAGAGCCCAAAUCAUGCGUUUAGGUUUGAUCUAGACCUGGUUCAACACAUUAGAGCUGGUGUCUGGUUCAGGCCAUCUGAUUUUUAGUUUAUUUAAUUGAGCCCUAGUUUUAUUAUCAGUCUUCGUUUAGAAGCCAUCAUAUUAACAUUGUUAAACUAUCAAAUAAAAU